Knipowitschia caucasica is the source of this 327-nucleotide messenger RNA. Lineage: Eukaryota; Metazoa; Chordata; Actinopteri; Gobiiformes; Gobiidae. The record is from the annotation of a GenBank genome assembly.
AUGCUCCUGGUCAUGCUACUCCUCCUCUCUGAGCCCUCCUGCGGUUCCAGCCCGGUGCAUGAGUGCUGCAGACACCCGUCCCCGUCCUGCCGCCUCAUCCUGCUGCUGUGCGGACCUGCGGGGCUCCGGUCUGCGGGCGGAGACGCUGCGGCCGGGAUCCUCACUCUGGGGAAGCGCUCAGAGGAAGAGUUCAGCCUUCAGAGCCGCCUCAACCACCUGUUGCAUGGACAGGGGAACCAGGCCGCGGGGAUCCUGACCAUGGGCAAGAGGACGGUGCUGCGGGACUGGGUGGGACGGGCCGACAUCUCCACCACGUUACCAGUCUGA